AUUGCUCAUACUAAACAGGAGCGGGAGGCUAGAAUAAAUAAGCAGCUCCAGAACCCUGAACUGUCACCAUCUCCGUACGACACGGCAUGGGUUGCUAUGGUGCCCUUGCGGAAUUAUCCAAGGGCUCCAUGCUUCCCUCACUGCGUCGAAUGGAUAUUGCAAAACCAACAGGAUGAUGGUUCUUGGGGUAUUGGCGAAUUCAACUUGUCAGACAACAAGUCUAUUCUCUUAUCCACAUUGGCUUGUGUUAUUGCACUCAAGAAAUGGAAUGUUGGCCCGGAGCACAUCAAGAGAGGACUACAUUUUGUUGGAAAACAUUUCUCAUUCUCUAUGGAUGAGCAGAUUGCUGCUCCUAUAGGCUUCAAUAUUACUUUUCCUGGUAUGAUUAACCUAGCCAUUGGAAUGGGUUUGGAAUUUCCUGUUAGACAAACUGAUGUUGAUGAGAUUCUUAGCGUCCGGCAGAUGGAGUUGAAAAGAUUUUCUGGGGAUAAAUCCGAUGGGAGAGAAGCAUACAUGGCUUAUGUUGCCGAAGGGUUAGGAAACCUGGUGGACUGGAAUGAAGUUAUGAAGUUCCAGAGGAAGAAUGGAUCGUUGUUUAACUCUCCUUCCACUACUGCUGCUGCAUUAAUCUACCAUUAUGAUGAAAAAGCCCUCCAAUACCUAAUUUUUCUCGUUAGUAAAUUUGGUAGCGCAGUGCCAACAGUGUUCCCAACAAAUAUAUCUUGUCAGCUUUCAAUGGUGGAUUCACUUGAGAAGAUUGGAAUAUCUCGUCAUUUUUCUGGCGAGAUAAAGAGCAUCCUGGAUAUGACAUACAGUUUAUGGUUACAGAGAGAUGAGGAAAUCUUUCUGGACGUGGCAACAUGCGCAAUGGCGUUUCGUAUUUUACGGAUGAAUGGAUAUGACGUUUCCUCAGAUGAGUUGUCCCAUGUUGCUGAAGCCUCCACUUUCUGUAAUUCACUUCAAGGAUAUCUAGAUGAUACAAAAUCUUUAUUGGAACUAUACAAGGCUUCAAGAGUUAGUGUAUCAGAAAAUGAACUGAUCCUAGAUAACAUAGGCUGCUGGUCAGGCGGCCUGUUAUUGAAAAAGUUGUGUUCUGAUGGGGUUCAUAGAGAGCCAAUCUUUGGGGAGGUGGAGUAUGCUCUUAAUUUUCCCUUUUAUGCCACAAUGGAACGUCUAGACCACAGGAGGAACAUUGAACAUUUCAAUGUUAUGGGUUCUCAAAUGCUUAAGACAACAUACUUAAUCAGGCCAUGUCAUGUGUACAAAGACCAUCUUGCUUUGGCUAUUGAAGAUUUCACCUUUUCUCAGAUUAUUUACCAGAAUGAACUCAUGCAUCUUGAAAGUUGGCUGAAAGAGAACAGGCUGGAUCAACUACAAUUUGCACGGCAGAAGCUGACAUAUUGCUAUCUCUCUGCUUCUGCUACCAUAUUCCCCCCUGAACUAUCUGAUGCUCGGAUUACAUGGGCCAAAAUUUCUGUACUCACAAGUAUUUCUGAUGACUUCUUCGAUGUCGGUGGAUCAAGAGAAGAGUUAGAAAACCUUGUAGCCUUAGUUGAGAAGUGGGACAAGCACCAAGAACUUCAGUUUUACUCUGAGAGAGUAAAAAUAUUAUUUUGUGCUACAUAUACUACAGUAAAUCAGAUUGGGGAAAUGGCUUCUGCAGUACAAAACCGUGAUGUUAGGAAACACCUGAUAGAACUGUGGAUAGAUGCAUUGAGGUCUAUGAUGACUGAAGCAGAAUGGGCGAGGUGCAAAUAUUUGCCAACGACCAAUGAGUACAUGAAAAAUGCAAAUCUCUCCUACGUAUUGGGGCCUAUUGUGCUCCCGUCAUUGUACUUUGUCGGGCAAGAGCUUUUGGAGUCAGUUGUCAAAGAUCAAGAGUACAAUGAGUUAUUCAGGUUAAUGAGCACUAAUGGCCGUCUCCUGAAUGACAUCCAAACCAUUGAGAGGGAGGAUAGCCAGGGAAAAGUGAAUAGUGUUUCGCUACUUGUUCUUCAAAGUGGUGGUUCUAUGUCCACUGAAGCGGCUAAAAAGGUGAUACAGAGGUCUAUAGCCUCGUGUCGAAGAGAGUUGCUAAGGUUGGUUCUUAGGGAAGAUAGUGUUGUUCCUAGGCCAUGCAAGGAGCUGUUCUGGAAGAUGUGCAAGAUAAAUGAAUUGUUUUACUCUCACACUGAUGGGUAUAGCUCGUUAACAGAAAUGGUCGGCGCAGUGAACGCAGUUAUCUAUGAGCCUCUCAAACUCCAAAUCAGCAAUCCAUCUUCAGCUGUUAAAGCAGAGAAAUAAGGAUUUCUGGAAGGACCACGUACUUUCUUUGGAAAAAGGUGGAGCUGUCGAAGGAACUAAUAUUGCUUAUUGUUUAAACGUUUUCAAUAUGAAGCCUAAUGAUGAAGGAAUAUCGGUCUCUUUAUUUUCCGUGAUCAGUUAGUAGUUGAUAAGCUUUGCUAUAUCAACUUCUUGGCUAUUUUGUUUGAACUUUCAUAAACAUUUCCUGUAUGUUGCCAAUUCUAUAUGAAGCAGAGGCAGCAGUACCAAACUUUUCAUAUUGUAACCAUCCUGAUGUAAAGAUUGAUUAGGGUAGGUUCAAGGUCAAAGUGUACAUCAUGCCUACUUUCCUUUUAUGACUCGACUUGUGCCUGAGAAAUCUUAACACUUAUGUCUAACAUCCAAUCAAGACAAAACAACUGCUAGAAUAUAAUCCU
Aegilops tauschii subsp. strangulata is the source of this 2699-nucleotide messenger RNA. RefSeq names its product ent-kaur-16-ene synthase, chloroplastic-like. NCBI's taxonomy places the organism in Eukaryota, Viridiplantae, Streptophyta, Magnoliopsida, Poales, Poaceae. Gene Ontology annotation, molecular function: magnesium ion binding; terpene synthase activity. The record is from RefSeq and is a predicted model, not a curated record. Gene Ontology annotation, biological process: diterpenoid biosynthetic process.